Molecule: messenger RNA, 2661 nt
Organism: Lindgomyces ingoldianus
Lineage: Eukaryota; Fungi; Ascomycota; Dothideomycetes; Pleosporales; Lindgomycetaceae
Product: P-loop containing nucleoside triphosphate hydrolase protein
Exons: 4
Coding region: 158-2404 (748 amino acids)
Molecular function (GO): ATP hydrolysis activity; ATP binding
Source: RefSeq, a predicted model, not a curated record
GGUUGGGUUCCUUUUUAUAUCAACUUUGUCGUCGCAAUUAACUCUUUACAUUUGAAUUUCUUGCUACUUCUGUAGCCCAUUUCACUUGAUUUAUUUGUUUUGCAAGCGGGAUCCACAUUGCACUUUUUAUAGGGGCGUCUAAGAGGUGCAGCCAGCGAUGGUCCGCAAAGGCAAAGAAACAGUUAAAGAUGCUGGUGCCAACGUGGAGGAGCAUCCCGGUGGCGGCCAUAUCACAGUCACGGCGCAGCAGAGUCGGUAUGCGCUUGAUGCUGUAGAUGCACCUGCGUCAAAGGAGAUCCUCAUCAAAGACCUAUCUAUCAGCGUCGCAAACCGUGAACUGCUGUCUCAUGCAUUAUUGCAUCUCGUCGAAGGACGCCAUUAUGUCCUUGUUGGCCGCAACGGGACGGGAAAAUCUACGCUUCUGAAAGCGAUUGCGGAUGGCCUUAUUCCAGGCAUCCCGUGGAGCACGAGGAUUUUGCUACUUGGGCAAACGAGAGAUACGUUCGAAGAUGAGCUCGGCGGGCUGAAGCUUGAAGACGAGACAGUGCUGCAGCAUGUUGUGAGGAGCGAUCGAGUGCGAGAGCGGUAUAUGCGGGAAGUUAGGGUGUUAGAGCCAGCAGUUGAACACCCGAGUGAUCCUCUUGCGCCUGUGAGAGCGUUUAGGAAGAUUGGUCAUGAGAGACUGGGCGUGCAGUUGAAAGAGGCGCAUCGGAUUGCGGAAAGGAGAAGUGGAGCGCGGGGAAAGCAGGCAAGGAAAGAGUUGAUUAAAUUGGAGGAGAGGUUUGAAGAGUCGAAAGAGAGGUUGGAGCAGCAUGAAAGCGAGAUUGAACCGGCGAAGCUGAGCGAAGAGACGCAGGCGGCGGCGGAUAUGUUGGCGAAUGUGCAGACCGUACUCGAGCUUAUAGACGCUUCCCAAGCAGAGGCUAAAGCGAGGAGUGUGUUGCUUGGUUUGGGUUUUAAGGAAGUCGUCAUUGAUAAGCCGAUUUCGAGACUUUCCGGAGGAUGGAAGACUCGCUGCGAUCUUGCAUGCGCACUUUGCCAAUAUGCGGAUGUUCUUCUUCUGGACGAGCCGACGAACUUCCUGGAUCUUCCGUCGAUUAUAUGGCUGCAGAGCUAUAUCCAGAACCUGACACAGACUACAGUCCUCAUCACCACCCACGAUCGGGAUUUCGGGGACGCAGUGGCAGAGGAGCUGAUCAUGCUUCGCCAUCAGAUUCUGGAGAAAUUCCGUGGAAACCUCAGCCUUUACGAGCGAGAACGACAGAAGAAGACGCGUUACAUGACGAAGAUGAAAGAGGCGCAGGAAAGACAGAAGAAGCACAUGGAAAAAACAGUCCAGGGCAAUAUCAAAGCUGCAAAAGAGAGAGGUGACGAUAAGAAAUUGAAACAAGCAGCAUCACGAAAGAAGAAAUUGGACGAGCGGAUGGGAAUGGAGGUUAACCAAAAGGGAGGAAGAUUCAAGCUAAAUCGUGAUUUGCCUGGAUACCAUUUAAGUGUAAGGGCGGAUAUUGAGAUUCCGGACUUUGAUCCUCCGGUCAAGAUGGCUUUUCCAAAACAACCGCCAGAUCUUCGAUUCCCAGGAGCUUUGGUGACAUUGGAGAAGGUGUGUUUUUCCUAUCCAAGUCGGAGGAGCGCACCAGUAUUGGUUGAUAUUGAUUUGACUAUCCAUCCUGGAGCGAGAGUGGGACUAGCUGGGCUUAAUGGAUCUGGGAAAACGACAUUGGUAUCUCUCAUCAUGGGCGGCGGAGAUGAUGGAGUCGGAGGACUCACUCCGACGAAAGGCACUAUCAGUAGACACCCCCGUGCGAAGUUCGGGCGCUUUUCCCAGGAAUCGGUGGAGGAGAUUGCUGCAAUUGCGGCACAGAGUCCCAACCUGACGGCACUGUCACAUUUAAUAGAGGCUGCUGGAGAUGAGAUGACAGAGAAAGACGCUCGUCAGAUUUUGGGGUCACUUGGACUGCAGGGUCCGACAGCGUCAGACGUUCCACUUGGGCUAUUGUCUGGGGGGCAGAAAGUGCGACUUGCACUGGCGAAGCUUUUGUGGCCGCCGCCUCAGCUGCUGAUUCUAGAUGAAGUGACAACGCACCUCGACGCCGACACCAUCCUUAGCCUCGUAAAUGCACUGCGGGAAUACGAGGGAGCGGUGCUAGUUGUCACUCACGACCGCUUUUUCAUGAGGACCGUGGUUGAAGGGGAGAGCCCGUACAAGCUAGCGCCAGGGGUUCAGGCGGGCGAGGGUCCAGAAGAGGAGGAAUCCGAGGAAGAGGAAGAGACAGGGGCACCAGCAGGAACCGUCUUUCGCCUCGUCAAGGGCCAAUUGAAGAGAGUGGAUGGAGGGAUGGAGCAGUACGAGGAAAUUGCGUCGCGGACGGCGGCGAAGCUGGAGAAGAAGCAGGCUGCAUAGCACACGAGACGACAGGAGCAACUGAGACGAGCGACAGCUCCCCAGAACAGUUCAGAUGGAGUUUUAGGGUUCUAAACCAAAGUCUUGUGUGCGUUUGGACCAAUUUCCAAGGGUUUUGCGGGCGGGUGCUUCCCGCGAGGGCCCAUGCGCGGUUGGCGUCCCCAAGUCCGCAGGGCCAGCGUGGAACCUCCCAGGGGAGAGCCCAUUUUUUAGGGGCAAGAGGGUGCUGCCAAGCAGUAGUAAUAUUGUUGUUGUCG